Messenger RNA from Trichoderma atroviride IMI 206040, 711 nucleotides. RefSeq lists its product as uncharacterized. Lineage: Eukaryota; Fungi; Ascomycota; Sordariomycetes; Hypocreales; Hypocreaceae. The record is from RefSeq and is a predicted model, not a curated record.
AUGAUGUCUGAUCUGCAGCCUCUUGUUCUUUAUGCUUUUGCGCCUUUUGCAGCUUCUGCAAACCCAUGGAAGGUGGCGUUCAUCCUCGAAGAGCUUGGCCUUCCAUAUCGAUUUGAGAAAAUUCUAGCAGCAGAUACAAAACAACAAUCUUUUCUUGCAAUGAAUCCUAAUGGCAAGGUCCCAGUACUCAGAGAUCCAAAUAAUGAGAAUAUAACAAUAUGGGAGUCUGGUGCCAUCAUUGACUAUCUUGUCGAUAUUUACGACAACCAUCAUAAGCUGCACUACGCCUCUGGCCCAGAAAAACACUUGACACGUUGCUGGGAGCAUUUUCAGAUGAGCGGCCAAGGACCUUAUUUUGGGCAGAUGGUUUGGUAUACCACGUUCCAUCACGAGAUCCUCCCUUCUGUUAUAGAGCGAUAUAGUGAUGAGAUAAAACGUUUUCUUGGAAUCAUUGACGCGCAUCUUCGCCGUCAAGGCACAGACUAUCUAGUCGGAGAUCGGGUGACCUACGCAGACAUCAUGUUCUUGCCCUACUGCAGAGGCCUGGCAACUGUUAUUUACCCGGAACUAGACACAUCUCAGUGGAAGAACUACAGUGCUUGGAUUAGCCGCAUAUCGGAAAGGCCAGCUAUUGCAGGUGCUCUUAAAACAAUGGACGAGGCGGUGUUACAGCAUAAGGAGUACCUUACGUCGGUUGCUAAGCAGAAAUAG